Staurois parvus is the source of this 287-nucleotide messenger RNA. The record is from the annotation of a GenBank genome assembly. Lineage: Eukaryota; Metazoa; Chordata; Amphibia; Anura; Ranidae.
UGCCCCAUCAUUGGUGUCAGUGGGAGGAAUAGCGCCCCAUCAUUGGUAUCAGUGGGAGGAAUAGUGCCCCGUCAUUGGUGUCAGUGGAGGAAUAGCGCCCCGUCAUUGGUGUCAGUGGGAGGAAUAGCGCCCCAUCAUUGGUGUCAGUGGGAGGAAUAGCGCCCCAUCAUUGGUGUCAGUGGGAGGAAUAGCGCCCCAUCAUUGGUGUCAGUGGGAGGAAUAGUGCCCCAUCAUUGGUGUCAGUGGCAGGAAUAGCGCCCCGUCAUUGGUGUCAGUGGGAGGAAUAG